Molecule: messenger RNA, 4253 nt
Organism: Drosophila navojoa
Lineage: Eukaryota; Metazoa; Arthropoda; Insecta; Diptera; Drosophilidae
Gene: Pgant9
Product: polypeptide N-acetylgalactosaminyltransferase 9
Biological process (GO): protein O-linked glycosylation
Cellular component (GO): Golgi apparatus
Molecular function (GO): polypeptide N-acetylgalactosaminyltransferase activity
Source: RefSeq, a predicted model, not a curated record
UUGAUGGAUCGUUGAGCGUUGAGGCUGAGUGCACAAGGAGACGGUUAAAUUGACUUAACCAAACGUGUGGCGCCCCGAAAGGACACUAGACGUCGCAUCUUGUCCAUUGCUUCCUCUUCAUAUCCCACAUUCAGACUGAUUCCCACACACAGAGAGUGAGACAGAGUGGAUUGGUGUGUGUGUUUAGAUAACUUGGAAAAUAUAGCAAAGGCAUUUCAAGUGGAAUGGCAACAAAUUGAAAUUCGUGUCCGGCAGCAGACGUGAGGCAAGGCCAACAACAACAACAACAACAACAGUAGCUGCAACGACAACUGCAGUGGAUAAACAACGGGAACAUAUCAGCUAGCCCAAAAACUGUGCAGCAAAUCAGCUGGAAUUCGUUUUUGGUGCCACAUAUCCGGGCAUUGAUUAAUGUUACGCAUACGCCGCGUGCGACAGUCGCCCUUCAACUGUGACCACUCCACAACUUCCACAGCCCAUUAACAGCAACUGGCGCACGAAUUGCAGCCAUACAAUUGCCAUUGCAGCCUAUAUAUAAACAUAGAGGGAGAGAUAGGAGCUUCCUCCAAUAACUUUCAUCAUGGCAUUCAUUUGGCGACGUCGUUCCACAACGAUUGUUAAGCUGGUAGCCCUGAUGCUGGCCAUUUGGUUCUGCAUCGCAUUCCUCAUCUACACGGACGAUACGCGUCGGCGGGCGAACGUGCAGGAGAGCAGCGGCUUCGGCGCCAGCGGCAACAAUGGCUUCAAUGCUGCCGGCGGGGCCGGAGAUCCCAUUGCACUGGCUCUGAAGAACGGGCCCGUAUCCGACGAGGAGAUGAAUGCGGCCAACAAUGCCUUCGAUGGAAAUCGCAAUGAUUUAGAGGAUGUCGCCGAUCGCGCCGCACCACAGGAGGCGGAUGUGCCGCCCACGGCGAAGCACAAGCGUGUCAAGGUGAUUCCACGGCAGCAGAACGUCGAGUCCUUGCACCGCAAUGUGGCUGUCCAUGCGGACGAGAAGACGCCCCAUAAGCAGGAAGACGAUAAAAGUUUCUUGGAUCCGCCCGCUGCUAAUCUGGAAGAUAACCCUGGCGAGAUGGGCAAGCCUGUCAUCCUGCCCAAGGACAUGUCGCCGGAGAUGAAGAAGGCCGUGGACGAUGGCUGGACGAAGAACGCCUUCAAUCAAUAUGUCUCCGAUUUAAUAUCCGUGCACCGCUCGCUGCCCGAUCCGCGCGACGCCUGGUGCAAGGACAGCGCGCUCUAUCUGAGCAAUCUGCCCAAGACGGAUGUCAUCAUUUGCUUCCACAACGAGGCGUGGUCCGUGCUGAUACGCACGGUUCACUCCGUGCUGGAUCGAUCUCCCCCGGAGCUGAUUGGUGAGAUUAUUCUGGUGGAUGACUUCAGCGACAUGCCGCAUCUCAAGAAGCAGCUGGAGGACUACUUCGCUUCCUAUCCCAUGGUGAAGAUUGUGCGAGGAGCGCAACGUGAGGGCCUGAUACGUGCUCGCCUGCUGGGCGCCAAAUAUGCCAAAUCACCUGUGAUUACCUAUCUGGACUCGCAUUGCGAGUGUGCGGAGGGUUGGCUGGAGCCGCUGCUGGAUCGCAUUGCCCGCAACUCGACCACAGUCGUCUGUCCCGUUAUAGAUGUUAUCGAUGAUACGACCUUAGAGUUUCACUAUCGCGACUCCAGUGGGGUCAACGUUGGCGGCUUCGAUUGGAAUUUACAAUUCAGCUGGCAUGGGGUGCCGGAACGUGAGAAAAAGCGCCAUAACAGCACAUCGGAGCCCGUCUACUCGCCGACCAUGGCCGGAGGCCUGUUCUCGAUAGACCGCAAGUUCUUCGAACGGCUGGGCACUUACGACUCGGGCUUUGAUAUCUGGGGCGGUGAGAAUCUGGAGCUGUCCUUCAAGACCUGGAUGUGCGGCGGCACUCUCGAAAUUGUGCCCUGCUCCCACGUGGGCCACAUAUUCCGCAAGCGCUCCCCCUACAAGUGGCGCACGGGCGUGAAUGUGCUGAAAAAGAAUUCGGUUCGUCUGGCUGAGGUCUGGAUGGAUGAUUACGCCAAGUACUACUAUCAGCGCAUUGGCAUGGAUAAAGGCGACUUUGGUGACGUUAGCGAGCGCAAGAAGCUGCGUGAGGAUCUGCAGUGCAAGUCCUUCCAAUGGUAUUUGGAGAACGUAUAUCCGGAGCUCUUCAUACCCGGCGAUGCGGUGGCCAAUGGCGAGAUAAGGAACUUAGGUUAUGGCGGUCGCACCUGCUUGGACUCGCCCUCGGGCAAGCGCUACCUGAAGAAGCCCGUCGGUCUGUAUCCUUGCCAUCGGCAAGGCGGCAAUCAGUUCUGGAUGCUUAGCAAAACGGGCGAAAUACGCCGUGAUCAGGCCUGCCUGGACUAUGCGGGCAAAGACGUGAUACUCUUCGGCUGUCACGGCUCCAAGGGCAACCAGUUCUGGACAUAUCGCGAGAACACGAAGCUGCUGCAUCACGGCUCCUCGGGCAAGUGCCUGGCCAUAAACGAGAGCAAGGACAAGCUCAUCAUGGAGGAGUGCGAUGCGUCGCAUCUGCGCCAGCAUUGGAUCUUGGAGAACUACGACAGCAGCAAGUUGUGAGGCUACUUUUAUGCGAAGGGCACCGUAUUGCUGGACAGCAGAAGCAGCACAAGCAGCAGCAUCAGCAGCAGCAGCAGCAUCAACAGCAGCAGCAGUAGCAGUAGACGUAUUCAUAGUUUUUAAGCAGAGGUCACGGCCCGCGAGAGUUGUGCAAUAGGCAUUAGCAGAGGAUUUGCCAUGGCUUUUAACUGAAGCAACGACAUGAACACACACACACACACACACACUUAUAGAUAGAGACACACAUAUAAUACGAAUUAUUUAUCUGAAUAUUCAUUUCGUACGUCUUGAUUUCAAUUGAAGCGAUAAGCCUAGCGAAAUUAGUUGGUAAGCGCACAAGCAGGAAAGGGAACGACUGUUGUACAGUAGAUCUAAGUCUUCUAAGCAUAGCACGUAGCACAUUAAUUACUAAAUAUAUCUAGAUAUACACAUACAUAUAUUAUAGUUAUUUAGCAACUUGGGCUAAAUAGAGUUCAACUGGCAAGUCGUAGCGCAAUUUUUGCAUUUACAUGUUAAAAACUUUUUAGCACAAUUUUUUAAUUCAAGGCAAACUUUGUGUUUGUCUGUGUGUGUGUGUGUGUGUGUGUAUUUGUGUGUGUGCAAUUGACAAGCCAAUAACUGAGCUGUGCAGCACAGUGCAUGCACACAAGUAUAUAUAUACAUACAUAUGUGCUAGAUAUAGAUAUCUUGUACUAUUUAUGAAAUUCUCCAGACAUCUAAAUGGCUUUGCUGAAGCCAAAUUCCAAAUAUGUUUUAGCCUGUAAGUCUUGCUUUAAGUCUAUUGUUGUUGUAGUUGAUUUUUUUGGAAAGCAUUUGGUGAUUUUGCCCCUCUCCUGCGCCUCUCGCCCCCCCUCUCUUAUCACGUCAUUCCCAAUUGCCUAGAAGGAUGUACUUAUCCUGCUUAUAUUUAUUUUGUUUUUUUUUAAGCUCAAUUUCUGUUUCGCAAAUAUGAGAGAAGACAAGGAGAAACCUAUGCCAAAUUAUGUUUACGAGGGCAGACAUACAUAUAUAUAUUGAAAUUUACAUCUAUAUAUAUAUAUUUAUAUAUUCAUUUGCAUUUUGUUAUGAACUCAACAAGGACUACAUAUCCCGUUUGUUAGACAACGCCAGCUUAUAGAGUAGCUACACUUCGUGUGUAGAAUAUUAUAUCAUCAGCAGUUCAGACAGACUUAUCGAUAUCACUAAAGUAUAGAGCUAGGUACUUAAUCUUAAGACACAAAUAUGCAAUAGUGCCUUCUACUUUAACUGACGUACUACUACUACUACUAAACAGCAACUAUGGAAUCGUUUGCGCGCCCAGCCCUAGUGGGUCUUCAUAUGAGUCACAAACAGAACCGACUGUAAAUACCUACAUGUGCAUAUAUAAAUUUAUAUAUCUAUACGAAAACUGUACAAUUUUAUAGCGCAAAUGUAAAUAAUCGAACAUUUGAUAAUCACGCGUUCAUAUAUAUAUAUAUAUAUAUAUAUCGAGCUAUUGUCAUGUCGUGCUUGAUUUGCGAUCGUAGGAACGUUCAACGUUUACAUUUAGCGUACAAACCAAAAGCCAUAAAUGUGGUUAAGAAAUUUUGAUAAUGAUCCAAUAAUACCCUAAGCGCGUAGUGAAUGUCUAGUACUUAAGCAAUUACACAAGUUGUACAAGGACACACAAAAUAAAGUUACAAAUAAAGAAAAA